Messenger RNA from Chenopodium quinoa (quinoa), 381 nucleotides. Its product is annotated as auxin-responsive protein SAUR64-like. Lineage: Eukaryota; Viridiplantae; Streptophyta; Magnoliopsida; Caryophyllales; Amaranthaceae. The record is from RefSeq and is a predicted model, not a curated record. The transcript has a single exon. Gene Ontology annotation, biological process: response to auxin. Bases 1 to 381 code for a protein of 126 amino acids.
AUGGCUAGGAAAUGGCAAAGAUUAGCAGCUGCCGGCAGAAGGAGAAUUUCUUGGUCAAGAGCGGUGGCUGAGAAGGGUCACUUUGUUGUUUAUACAAGUGAUAAUAAACGGUUUAUGAUUCCUUUGAAUUAUCUCAAGAGCCAGAUGUUCAUAGAGCUCUUAAAAAUGGCAGAGGAAGAGUUUGGAGUAACAAGUUCAGGGCCAAUUACGCUGCCUUGCGAUUCAAAUUUCAUGGAGUACGCAAUCUCUAUGAUCCAAAGAAAUGUCGCGGAGGACUUGGAGCAAGCACUAAUCAUGUCCUUAGCCACUUGUAGAUACUCUUCAUUGUCAAAUGACCACCAAGAUCAGACUAAUCAACAAUUAGUUAUCUGUAGUUAUUAG